AUGGAAUCCAUUGUUGCAAUCUUGAGCUCACUAAUUCUCAUAUUCUCAGCAUUUUCUCCAGGGAGUUCACUAAACUUUACUUACUAUGACAAAACCUGCCCCCGUGCCGAAUCAAUCAUUUCAAAUAUUGUCAAGAGCGCAGUGUCGGCAAACAGAACAGUUCCAGCAGGUCUACUCCGGAUGCAUUUCCAUGACUGCUUUAUCAGGGGCUGUGAUGCCUCCGUGUUGCUAGACUCAAAAGGGAACAACAAAGCAGAAAAAGCGGGAAUAGCUAAUGUUAAUUCCUUGCAUGCAUUUUUUGUCAUUGACAGUGCAAAGAAAGCAGUAGAAGCUUCGUGCCCUGGCGUGGUCUCAUGUGCUGAUAUUUUGGCUCUUGCCACAAGGGAUGCCGUUGUUCUAUCUGGAGGUCCGACUUGGGAUGUACCCAAAGGAAGAAAAGAUGGGAGAGCAUCAAAGGCUAGUGACACAAACACACUGCCAGCUCCUUUCUUCAACAUAUCUCAACUGCAACAAAGCUUCGCUCAAAGAGGUUUGUCCAUUGAAGAUGUAGUGGCUCUUUCAGGAUCGCAUACUAUAGGGGUUUCCCACUGUUCUUCCUUCGAAAACAGAAUCCGCAAAUUCAAUGCCACGCACGACAUCGACCCAUCAAUGCAACCAUCAUUUGCACAAAGCUUAAGGGGUAUUUGUCCGAUAAACAGUGGGAAUCCGGUUACCCAAAUGGUUCCUCCGGCAAAUACAUUCAACAACACGUACUACAAGUUGGUCCUCCAAGGGAAGGGCCUGUUCUCUUCCGACCAUGCCCUGCUCAGUACUCCAAAAACCAAGGAGUUGGUUUCCAAGUUUGCCAGCUCGCCGGAAGCUUUUAGAAAGGCCUUUGCGGCCUCUAUGAUCAAGAUGAGCAGCAUCGUAGGUGGAGAGGAGAUUAGGAGGAAUUGUAGGGUGAUAAAUUAACAAUUGUUAAUUAAUUAGCAUAUAUAUAUAUAUAUAGUCCAUUAAUUUAGACUAUGAAAUUAAGCUAGCUCGAUCGAUCGGUAAUCUAGCUAUCAAUAAUGGGGGUGGCAAAUGGCAAUCCGUCGUUUCCUUCCUUAGUUAUAAGUGAAAUAUUGUAGAAAUAGAGAAUGUCCUGAUCGAUAAGGUUUCUAGCAUGUUGUCAUGCGUGCAUAAACUUAU
This is a messenger RNA of Corylus avellana, 1170 nucleotides long. RefSeq names its product peroxidase 64-like. Lineage: Eukaryota; Viridiplantae; Streptophyta; Magnoliopsida; Fagales; Betulaceae. Gene Ontology annotation, biological process: hydrogen peroxide catabolic process; response to oxidative stress. Gene Ontology annotation, molecular function: peroxidase activity; heme binding. The record is from RefSeq and is a predicted model, not a curated record.